This is a messenger RNA of Adineta ricciae, 1290 nucleotides long. The record is from the annotation of a GenBank genome assembly. NCBI's taxonomy places the organism in Eukaryota, Metazoa, Rotifera, Eurotatoria, Adinetida, Adinetidae.
AUGGACCGAUUACGUUCUAGUGGCAAACGAACGACACUUCGAGAUAUUGCAGAAAAUCCUUCGAUACAAAAACCAACACUUGUUCAAAUCGGCACGAGAUCAAUCGUUGUUGGAGAAAAGAUUCAUGGACAAUAUAUUGUCGCGUCUCCAUGUAGAGUAGCUAACAAUCAAUUCGAUAAGUCCGAACAAGAAAUUAUUCUCUCGAGUAAACAAUCAGGUAUUUGGAAAAUAGUUACUGAUGACAACAAUCAUACUCAGCGAUUGACAACAGCUGACAUUGAGAAUAUUCAUACACAUGAUGUAGGAAAAAAACGAGUCACACCGCGGUCAUACAUAUGUACAAAACAAAUCGAAGCAUUUGAACUUCACGUGCGUAAAAACGAUGAUACAGUUUUCAAUAGAUAUCGAAUUGAUCGUAAACGGAUCUGUAUCGAUGAGAAUACUGAAUUUCAAAUAGCAGAUAUUGGUGAAGUUGAAUAUACACCAUCCGAAGGCGAACGAACAUCUCAAGAUUACAUCGUUGUUUCCAAGUCAAAAUCAAGUUCUUUCAUUCAGUUACUUCUACCACAUGUUCAAGGAACUAAAAACCUUAUUCGAAAUCGGGCAUUACGUUCCUUGCAUUGCACAAUUAUCAAUGACCCACAAAAACGUUCGUUUUUACUUGAAGUCAAUGAUCAACGAUAUGAUAUAUACCCAGUGGCGUCGGAAGGCUCAACAGAUUUACGAUAUUUACACUCCACACACAAUCUCUUCAAUUAUUUGUCGAAAUAUGGCAAUGAUCAAUCACUUUGUGUGAAGUUGAUAAAAGGUGAUCGACCGGUUAAAUCCAUAGCAUUCGAUGGUUACAUGAUGUUCAAAAGAGUCCUCAGUGGUGACAAAAUUCCACUCUGCCGUGUAGAUAAUCUCGAAGUCACUCUCGUCAAUCUCGAUUUGACGAUCCCAGUCAAAGUACAAAGUCAUGAUCCAUCACCAAAUAUCCACGCCGCGGAGCAUCGAUGUAUGCAAUUAACCAUCUCUCUACUCAGUCGUCAUGAAUCAGAAAUCUACGUGUCGAUCGAUAUGGAUCAAAAUCCGGCGAAUUUUCUUUUCAAAGAGCAAGCAUCGAAAUUUCGCUCCCAAGAUGAUUUACGUCUAGAACAGCGAAGAAAAACAUCACAUCAUCGUGGAUCUCAGACACCGACAUUAUCUCGAGUAAAUCGACAUGAUGACAAACACUUAUCGAAAUUCAAUCGAGAACAUAUCAAACAAGAAUUUCAGUCAAUUUCAACUGCACAGAAGAUUGUUCCAUAA